Messenger RNA from Nomia melanderi (Alkali bee), 4642 nucleotides. RefSeq names its product MOB kinase activator-like 1 (gene mats). Lineage: Eukaryota; Metazoa; Arthropoda; Insecta; Hymenoptera; Halictidae. The record is from RefSeq and is a predicted model, not a curated record.
GCAAGAAUUAGCUGUGCUUGUGUGGCGAGCGAAUGUUUGAAUGAGUACGAGAUGCGCGCCGAACGAGUGGGAACGAAUGGGAUAGAGCGACAGGCGAAAGAUGCGAAAGAUUGGCGUACGAAGAACGAAAGAAUGUGAGUGUGUUGCUAAAUACGAGUGCCAGGAGAGGACGAGAGUCAGUUGUUAGUUGACCGGCGAAAAACAACAGAAUAACGCGCCGUGAAGAGAUUGCGACAAUUGUCAGAAGCGGGAUCGCCGCGUUGUUGUACCGUUCGUGUAAAAUCGUUAAAGGGUGCGUUUAAAGGUGUCAAGCCUUUCGGUUGGCGUACAAACAGACGUAGUACUGUAUUGUGCGAAAUUGUUAGAAAUAACAGGCCAAACGGGCGUAGUACUCGGAGUUUCUUUAACAAUGGCCGACGAAGGACGAGAACGCGAGGAGCGACGUUUUCGCGAUGUGUCGAGUGUGUUACCUGUGUUUGACCCUGUUUCGAACGAUCAAACAUUACGCCUUGUCGAAACUAACCGGCGUCGCAAGAAAAUGGCGAGACAGUUUACCACGUGUUGCGCGCUCAUGGUUGCAAUGGAAGGACUUGUUAAUCGAAAACUUUCCAUCAGACGAAAGCAUGUGGAAGCAGAUCUUCGAAAACCUUCAAGCCAAAGAAAAAUAUUCCUGAGGGGACUCAUCAAUAUGACUUGAUGAAACAUGCUGCUGCCACUCUAGGAUCUGGCAAUCUAAGGCUUGCAGUUAUGCUUCCAGAGGGUGAAGAUUUGAAUGAAUGGGUCGCUGUAAAUACUGUUGAUUUUUUUAAUCAAAUCAACAUGUUAUAUGGCACUAUCACAGAAUUUUGCACAGAAGAAAGUUGUCCCAUCAUGUCUGCAGGACCGAAAUACGAGUACCAUUGGGCUGAUGGGCACACUGUCAAGAAGCCGAUCAAGUGUUCUGCACCAAAGUAUAUUGACUACUUAAUGACUUGGGUGCAGGAUCAGUUAGACGACGAAACAUUAUUCCCUUCAAAAAUUGGUGUUCCCUUCCCAAAAAAUUUCUUGUCCAUCGCGAAGACAAUAUUAAAACGACUGUUCAGAGUGUAUGCCCACAUUUAUCAUCAGCACUUCAGCGAAGUGGUACAACUAGGAGAGGAGGCACAUUUAAAUACGUCUUUCAAACACUUCAUCUUUUUCGUUCAGGAAUUCAAUUUGAUCGAGAGAAGGGAAUUAGCGCCGUUACAAGAAUUAAUAGAGAAAUUAACGGCGAAGGACGCCCGAUGAAUGAUCUCGUCUCGUCAUCCGAGAAAUAACUCCUCCAAAGAAUCUCACCCGUGCUAUCUUGUAACGAAAGUGUAACCGCGCAUGUUAUUUAACUAACUUAAUCAUUGCUAACGUGACCAUCGCCUCUGGCCGGGGACCACUGGCCGCAUAACAUUCUAUUCAUUUGUACGAGAAGUGACUGAUCAUAAAUUUUUCUAACGGAUCGCGGACAUUCGACCAGACGUAUGAUACUCGACGAGAGCGUCUCGGCCAACCAUGGAACCGAGAUCGGUAAUACCAGAACGAUCGGGAGGGGGGUGAGGAUUAGUAAUAUAGACUUUUGUAAAAUAGUUGUACACGCGACACGCAUCGUAGCGUUCGUUUUCUUUUACGUUUCGAGAAAGAUGAAGGAGAACAAAAAAAGAAAAAAAGGAACGGUUGUUUUCCAAUUAGCGGAGGUUUCCUCGUGAAUUGUAAUUUAUUACGCGUAACAAGUUUUUGUACUUGGAGUUUACAUUUGAACGGCGUUAAAGUCGGAACGUGCAUCAUUUCUUCCAUGAUCCUUGCCGUCGGUGUCCAUUGUCUGGCUACCUGUAGGCGGCAAGAAUCAAUGGAGCUAACGUGUACAGCGUGAAUCAUACGCGAAGAGAUUAAUUCAUAUCGUCUAUGGAACAGAUAUAUAUAUAUAUAUAUAUAUAUGUGUGUGUGUGUAUAUAUAUAUAUAUAUAUCGUAAAAUGUUCGUACAACGAUGAUACUCGGUCUUGCGUUUCUAUUUUCAUCGAUAUAGCAUUUCUGACCUAUCAUGUUGCGUCAUUUUAUUAGCUCCUUUAAAAGUGUCGUCGCUUUUAAACGAUAAACUCGACAAACACACGUACCCACACGCAUAUACGCAUACGCGGGCUAUACAUGCUCGCGUUCACACGGUGUUUAUCAUGGAAAAAGAAAAUGUAACGCUCUCGAUCAUGUUUCCUUUUCUUUUUCAAAUCGUACAGUCUGUUCGAGAACUGUUGCGCCUUCGGUGUCGAACGAGCACGAGCGACACGGUAUAAAUGUUUAUAUCACGAUACUGCACAUUGUUGGUAUAUAAAGUUAUUAAGUUAAUAUAAUUCUAUUAUAUUACAAUUAUCAUGAUAAUGUAAAUUAGGUUUUAGGCGACUACCGUGUUAAGCGCUUAAUAGAAAUUAUUUAAUAGAGUUAGGGAUUUUACGCGCACCUAUAUUUUAUCCUUUAUACGAGUGAGUUUUUGAGUCUGUUCUAUUUUAGAAGAUGCAUAUUAUAUUUAAGCCGUUUGCGUAUCGUACAACUGGGAAAAAGGAUCGGGGGGGAAAAAAUUCGAGGGAAGUUGAAAAAUUCGUUUCACGAUGAUGAUGAUGGUGUAUUCUAUUCAUCGUCGCGUUAACGCGCUCGUGUCAAAAUUCUUCGUUUGUUAUAUAAAUUGUAUAUAUAUAUAAAAAUUCGACGCACAUCGACCGAACGGUGUUUCCCAUUUCGGAUGAGGAGGGCUUUUCGUUUCGAACGACCUUCAGUUUCGCGGUUUUAGAGUUAAUUCGGUGGAUACAGGGUAUCCCAGGAUGGAACGCAAAGGGCAAUUUCGCAUACACACGAUAUGGAACACAGUUGGCGCGUGUAUUUAUGAAAUAUUACGCGUACCCGCGAGUUACGUCGCCGUUCACCCUUCGCAGUACAGUCGCCGAGCACUUUUAACUUAUUGCAAUUCGAUUAACUACAACAACCGAGGAGAAAUACUUCAACAUGCCAUUAGGUCCACCGGAAAAUUCUAUUCGUUUCUAGAUCCAAAUACAUUUUCAAUACAUUUGUUAACUCUGAAGACAGUGCCAUUAGUGACAUCAAGCGUAUAUCUGAAAACUGUAAACGAUUGAUUUCACUAUUCAAACGCAAGAUCAGUCUUCACAUUCGAAACCGAUACUUAUAAUACAACUUAUAGGUUUCAACCUCUUGCCCUAUGUUCUCAACUAAUCGAUCCAACUGUUAUUAAUAAUUCAUUGGAAAUAAGAGAACACGUGCUCUAAGAUACAAUGAUCGACAACAGAAAUAAUAUAUUCAAUCUAUAGAAUAUUUCCAAACUCGAGAUUGCCAGAACUUUCCAGUAGACCUAACAUACAAUCACAUUUUAACACUUAGCCAACCGAUCUCCCACUGUUCACUUAUCAACGUAUCUUCCAUUGUUUAUCUUUUGUUCAUCAAGUCACGAAGUGGGAUUAUCUGCAAUCCAUCAAAUACGGUUCUUUUACAAAACACAGUUUAACCGAAUGAAUUGAACGAGUUCAAAGAUAAUGGAGGUUGUGAUUUUAGUUCUUUUUAGGCGGUCGCCUAAGUGUUAAUGGAUCCGAUGACUGCACUGCGAACGGUCGACAGCAGAACUUGAUAGACACAUCGGAUAGGAUAUAAUUCGUUUCUAGCGCGUUCAGCUACGUAUGUUCGUUUUCUUGCUUAUAGAUGAAAUGUUAAUAUAUAUAGAUAUAUUAUACAAGAGAUGCUUACUGUUCCCACGCGCGGCGAACUGCACCGUUGCAAAUCAAGUAUUAAAUGGACGCGUUGUGUAUCCGCUUGCAACGAUAGGUAACGCUAUUUAGUGGUUUUUUCGUUCGCGCUCUGUCAAUUUCUACUGUUCUCUCUCUUCUCUCUCUCUCUUCUCUCUCUUUCUCUUUCUAACUCUGUCUGUCUCUCUGCGCCCUUUGCUGUGAUGAAACAGAAUUAUGCAUUUCUCGCGGAACGCGCUACACUUACAUGGAGGAAGCGGCGAUGUUUAUCUUUUCCUUUGUCGCGUAAGCUGUCUCAAUGUCGAUGCGAAUGAAUGGCGUUUGUUUGGGGGAGAUUGUCAGCUUCGCGUCGGGCAGGAAGUCAUCGCGUAUGAUCGCCGGUGAAAUCGGUUCGCUUCCGUUCAAACUGUCCCGAGGGAGAUUCUCGAGAUCAUUUUAAUCGACGACCUUCAACCCCUUGCCGGCAGGAUUUCAACUCUUUCAAAUACUCGACACUUUCCGACGAGACGUAGACAUUGCUUGAAACUAAUUUAACGAUUCAUAGAUAAAUUAACGCCUGAAUUCGAAUUGAAUAUUCUUCUGUUAUCGACUGUCAGAUUUUAGCGGAGCGAAUCAGCGUUUCUGUAAUAGGCCACCGACUCGAGAGACCAACAGGCAAGGGGUUCACUUUGUACUUCGAGCGGAACGGAUUCGGUGAACUUGUAAACUCGUCGGAAGUCUGCCGGAAUGUUGAAUAGUCUGGACUGGAGGUUUUAUUGAAAUGUUUCAUGCGAACGAUGGUGAUGAUACAUUGUGAUAAAUAGAUUUGCGGAUACUUGUGCGAGCGAAAGUCUUCGCAGACUAAUCUGGAGAGAUGAGGAUGAUAGUUCGAAAUCGAAUAUUAUGAAAAAUCGAG